Molecule: messenger RNA, 1872 nt
Organism: Cajanus cajan (pigeon pea)
Lineage: Eukaryota; Viridiplantae; Streptophyta; Magnoliopsida; Fabales; Fabaceae
Product: IQ domain-containing protein IQM3
Source: RefSeq, a predicted model, not a curated record
AAAUGCACACGCAGUGUGUAAGUGUGUUCCUCCGCCCUGCAUAUAACUAACUCCCUCCAACGUUGUAAUGUGUGCUUUCUUUCUCGCCUCUUCCCUCUUCCGACAACGUUUUAGUCAAACGAUCAAACUCGUUGUUCCCAAACACACAAAACCCUCUCUCUCGCUGAUUCAGGAACUUGUUCUGGUUUGUUCUGGUUCCUUCAUUCCUCUAUUCUGCACGUUUUUUUUUUCUUUGAACAAAAAUGGAGGUUCAGACUCACACCCACACACUCUCCACCUUCGAUGUCAACCCCAACAACCCUAACGCUUCAUUCCCUUACGACAUUCACCAACCCCAAUUUCGGGGCUCCGAAUACCCGAAUCCGACAUUCCCACUCUCCCCUCACGACUCGCUGAAGCCUCACGCGCCGGAACGCGUGUGCCCUCAGACCAACGCCGCCCUCAAGGUGCAAAAGGUCUACCGGAGUUACCGCACACGGCGGAGAUUGGCUGAUUCCGCCGUCGUCGCUGAGGAGCUCUGGUGGCAAGUGAUUGAUUUCGCGAGGCUGAACCACAGCACUAUUUCGUUCUUCAAUUUGCCUGAGAGUGCUGCGUCACGGUGGAGUAGGGUCAAACUUAACGCUUCCAAGGUGGGAAAGGGUCUGUCCUUGGACGCCAAAGCACAAAAGUUGGCUUUUCAGCAUUGGAUUGAAGCUAUUGAUCCACGCCACCGCUAUGGACAUAACUUGCAUUAUUACUAUGAAGAAUGGUGCAAAACGGAUGCUGGUCAGCCAUUCUUUUAUUGGUUGGAUUUGGGAAACGGAAAAAAUCUUGAUCUUGAACAAUGCCCCAGAUCGAAGCUCCGAAAACAAUGCAUAAAGUAUCUAGGACCUCAAGAGAGAGAGCACUAUGAAUACACUGUGUGCGAGGGGAAGAUUAUCCACAUGCAAUCUGGAGAUUUUCUUCAUACAAAAGAAGAUUCUAAGGAUGCCAAGUGGAUAUUUGUAAUGAGCACCUCUAAGAAACUUUAUGCCGGCAAGAAAAAGAAGGGAUUGUUCCAUCAUUCUUCUUUUUUGGCUGGUGGAGCAACCUUGGCUGCUGGUAGGCUGGAGGCUGAGCAUGGCAUUCUAAAGUCCAUCUCUGCAUAUAGUGGACACUACCGGCCAACAGAUGACGCCCUCAACACCUUCUUAUCAUAUCUCAAGGAAAAUGGUGUCAAACUUGAUGCAGUUGAGAUACGCAAUCCAAAAGAUGACAUUGACACUUAUGAGGAUGGCAAGGUUAGUGAAACAGCCACUGCAUUUGAAGAUUCUAGCAGUGAUGUUAUUAUACCUGAGGCUGGAGUUUCUGAGGAAGCUGAGAACACCUCAUCCUCAAAUAAGGAAGACCUUCAACCUAAAUCUGUUGGCAGUUAUAAAAGGACGCUCUCAGGUGGUCUUCAGAGUCCAAGAGCCGAUGUGCCAAAGAAGGCAAUAUUGCACAGAAUCAAUUCCAAGAAGGCCACAAAAUCCUACCAAUUGGGGCAUCAACUUUCACAUAGAUGGUCAACUGGGGCUGGACCUAGAAUUGGGUGUGUUGCUGACUACCCUAUAGAGCUUAGACUGCAAGCCUUAGAGAUGGUUAACCUUUCUCCAAGACAUCCUCCUUCUCCUUCCUCGUACAUGCUAAUGGGUGGUCUUGUCUCACCUACGGCUAGUUCAAUGCCCAAUGGUUCUCAAACUGAGAAUAAUGAUGAGAAUUCUGUUCAUUGAGCUACUAACUAUCUUAGUGUAGCAACUCUAAGGUUUUUCUGCUAAGCUUAUAGGUGCUCUAGUUAAUGUAAAAUAUAUCUUCUUUAUGUUAUCUCUACUUUUGAGAACUUAAUGUUAUCUUUAUUAAAUUCAAUCGUUUUUA